UCAGAGCCGCCGCCUCCUCCCCGCCCGCUCUCACGUACGCGGGGCCGGGCGGGCAGGCACGGAGCCGCCGCCGGCCGUCCCGCACCCGCGCACUUGCUGGAGAUGAGCCGCACCGCGCUGCGGGUCUGCCUCCUGCUCCUGGCCGCCCUGGGCCGCGCCGGCAGCGAGCACGACCAGGACCAGGAGCACGGCGACGAGGACGUUCCGCACUCCUCGGAGAAAGGUCCUGGCCACAGUCACUGGAGCUAUGAAGACCCGGAGCACUGGGGUGUGGGCUACCCAGACUGUGCAGGCACCAUGCAGUCACCCAUCAACAUUGACACGGCCAAGACCAUCUUCAGCCCUCAGCUGCGGCCAAUCCAGCUCUCUGGCUACAGCCUGCCCGCCAGCGAGAAGCUCAAGCUGAGGAACAACGGGCACACAGUUCUCCUUGAGCUGCCUGAGACACUGGCCAUCACUGGUGGCUAUGCCCAGCAGUACCGAGCUGUGCAACUGCACCUGCACUGGGGCUCCCCAUCAGGACCUGGCUCAGAGCACACCGUCAACGGGCACCGCUUUGCUGCGGAGAUCCAUGUGGUCCACUACAACACCAAGUAUGACAGCGUUACAGAGGCAAUGGUCUACCCAGAUGGCCUGGCCGUACUGGGAGCCUUCCUGGAGGUUGGGCCAAGGGAGAACCCAUACUAUCAGGAAAUACUUCAGCAUCUGCACAAAAUCCAAACAGAAGGCAAGGAAGUCUUGGUGCCCGGAUUCAAUAUUGCAGGUCUGCUGCCUGCCAACAUGAAAUUCUACUUCCACUACAAUGGCUCCCUGACCACCCCUCCCUGCUACCAGACAGUGAAGUGGACAGUCUUCAACCAGACCAUGCAGCUCUCUCAUAGCCAGAUGUCAACGCUGGUGAUGAACCUGAGAAAUGAUGAUGGCAAACCUCUGCAGAACAAUUACCGGCUGGUGCAGGACCUGCACAGGCGACAGGUGCUGGCGAGUUUCCAGACCACCCUCCUUUCACCAAAGCAGACGCCUUCUGGUAGCGACGCCUCAGAAGCAGCAGAAGGACACUCUGGCUCUUCAUUUCAUGCAGGGGAUGUGCUGGCUGUGCUCUUUGGGGUGCUCUUUGCUGUCACGGCACUGGCAUUCCUGCUGUACAUCUACAAGCACCGCAGCCAGAACACACGGCUGGAUUCGCCCACCAAAUCCAAGGUCAUCUACACAGCAGCCUCCACUGAGAACACCGCGUGAGCCUCGCACACCUGUGGUGGUCCCAACCCCACCAGUUCAGCCUGCCACCCCACAUCCCCUCACUCUUGCCUGGGUCGAGGGAGGGCCAGCACUCCAGCAUCACCUCAGCUGCAUCGGCUGCCCACAAGGACUGUCUGGCUGGGGCAGCACCUUGCCCCAGCAGAUAUUUUUGUUAUAAAAAAAGGUAAAAAACAUACCCAAAAAAAAAAAAGUAAAAGCCUCCCAUGAUCCUA
Falco peregrinus (peregrine falcon) is the source of this 1472-nucleotide messenger RNA. It is a transcript of the gene CA9, whose product is annotated as carbonic anhydrase 9. NCBI's taxonomy places the organism in Eukaryota, Metazoa, Chordata, Aves, Falconiformes, Falconidae. Bases 103 to 1239 code for a protein of 378 amino acids. Gene Ontology annotation, cellular component: plasma membrane. The transcript is spliced from 12 exons. The record is from RefSeq and is a predicted model, not a curated record. Gene Ontology annotation, molecular function: carbonate dehydratase activity; zinc ion binding.